AUGGACAAGGAAAUUCACCAGUUUGGUAAGGGUCAUGUACUUCAUCAAAUGCUUAGGAUAUUGGAGCUUGAGGUUAUUCAAAUCAUGCCUAAGGUCAUGACCAACAAGAAGAAGCCUACUUUGCAUAUAGGGGUUUGA
Molecule: messenger RNA, 138 nt
Organism: Arabidopsis thaliana (thale cress)
Lineage: Eukaryota; Viridiplantae; Streptophyta; Magnoliopsida; Brassicales; Brassicaceae
Gene: PUP9
Product: purine permease 9
Exons: 1
Coding region: 1-138 (45 amino acids)
Biological process (GO): purine nucleobase transmembrane transport
Source: RefSeq, marked reviewed